Molecule: messenger RNA, 1403 nt
Organism: Solanum lycopersicum (tomato)
Lineage: Eukaryota; Viridiplantae; Streptophyta; Magnoliopsida; Solanales; Solanaceae
Molecular function (GO): mRNA binding; cysteine-type endopeptidase inhibitor activity
Source: RefSeq, a predicted model, not a curated record
CACUUUCUUCUUCACAAAUAAUUUUGAAAAUAAUCAUCGAUAUCAUGGCAACUUAUACUUUUGAGCAUAGAGAAUAUUUAGAAGAUGUAAUUGAAAGCCAGGGUUUCUACGUGACAAACAAUUAUGGAAGGGAAAUACCUUGUGGAAUAGUAAAAAUUGAUGAAAAAUCUGCAAUUUUUGAAAAGGCAAAAAAAGCAGCUGUUUUUGCAGUUAAUAAAUACAAUGAAAAAAUGGAAGAUUCAUCAAAAUUAAGAAUAUUGAAAAUUAUAAAUCUUAAUUUUGAACCUACUGCUGGUGCAAUUUAUUACAUGACUUUAUCAUUAUUGGAAAUAAGUUGUGGAAAUAUUUUUCAUUAUCAAGCUAAAAUAUGGGGAAAAAUCAACUCUAGUUACAAAGUUGAUAUUUUUCAACUUGCCCCUUAUGUGCCAAGAAUCUCAGAAUAUCAAGAUUUCUCUAUGAAGGUUAAUAAUUUGCAAGACUGGAUGGAUGAGAAUUAUCUAUAUUACAAGUGUUGCUAUAGAUAUAAAAGGCUUGUUUCUGUGGUGGUGAUUAGAGAUGAAGAAAAUGGAGAAUCAUUGGGCUAUGGUUUUAUUAAUUUCAAUAAAAAAUCAGCAGCAAUGGAAUUUUUAGAGAGCAAUAAUGGGGGAAAAUGCCAAAUUCCAACCAAAUUUAUUCAUUGGAGAUUUGAGAAAAAAUGAAGUUUUUUUUUUUUUUGAAAUAGUGUAUUAUGCUUUUUAUUAAAGGAUUAAUUUUUUUAUAUAUUAAUCAUUUAUUAGUUUAAUUAAUGUAAUAUUUACACUUGGUCUAUUAAUAUGGUAUUUAGAUGGCUAUUAAUUUUUGAAUUGUUUCCAAUAGUAACAUGGUAUUUAUUAUUGAUUGAUUUCAAACAAUUAUAAUAAUCAUAUGGUAUAGAAAAGUAAAUUCCAGAAUAAAUUUUAUAACCAAAUAAAAAAAUUUCAUUGAUAAUCCAAAUAUCAAUGGAUUAGGAUGAAUUAGCAAACAAAUUCAAUUAACUAGACGGACAAGCAGAGAUAUAAUUAAGCCUCGUAAAAAAAAAUUGACUGAAUCUACUUGAAAAGAAAAUAUGAUUCAACUUCGUUGAGCAAUGUUAUAUUUUCUAGAUAGAAGAAUAAUCAAAAUAGACUUUAUUUAAACAAAUUUAUCUAACUUUUCGUCUAAAUUUAUGAUUUAGUAAGGAAAUUGAUAUUAAUUAUCACAUAAUUCUUUUGUUGUAAUUAUUAUGAGUCUCGAAUUGUGCACCAAUAUACACACAUAUACGUAGCAAAAUUUGAAUAAAAGGGGAAUUGAAAUACUAAAUUUGCAUGAUAAAGUUUUACAAUGUUUUAUUUUUUUUUUCAUUUUUUUCACAUUAAUUAAAACCAUAGCAUAAUAAGUACAAGAAA